AUGGUUUUGAGAGUUGGCCUGUCUCGUUUCCUGGUUCUCCCCAGGAAACUUCAUUUCUCCGCACCAAGAAAAUGCUCCGCCCUUUUUGUGUCGGCCCUCCGAGCUAAAGAAACUACUGCCAUCCUGCUUCCCAGCUUAAACUUUGAGGAAAAAUUGAAAAACAUUGAAGAAUUAAAAAGCAUGCUUGCAAUUCGAGGCAGGACAGACAUUGACGUCGAGAAACUCAAAGAGUCGUGGGAAUUUUUGGAAAAUGUAAAAGCCACUAAAUUGAAUCUAGAACAGAAGAGACAAGCAAAAUCUAAAGAGCUGCACGAACUUUUAAAAGACCAAACUAAGAAUGAGAAAGAAAUAAAACCUUUGACAGCCAUGGUCAAGAUGUUGAAAGAGAAUUUUAAAAGCAUGUCAAAGGAAAUUGCAGCUCUGGAGGAGAACGUCGUCCUCAAAUAUUUACACCUGCCUAACAAAAUUCAUCCCAAAACGCCGCUGGAUAAAAGCAAAAUAGCUUUCAAUUGCGAAUCUUGGCCUCUUAAUAAGCUCCACCCAGCCCUGGAAAACUUUCAAGAUGCAGGCAAAGGAGAUGUGACUGAAGCCCGGACGCAUCUGGAACUUUUUCUCACCAGUUUGUGUUACAAGAAUUUCGAAAAAGACUACGUGAAAACUUCAAAUUGCGACUUUGUGAAAAGUGUGGUAGCUGAGGGCUGUUGUCUGAAGCACCGUGAUCCAAAGUCCCUUUUGAUUCUGCAGUCGGAAGAAAACAAUUCCCCAGACUCAAAUCUGCACCUUGUCGGUGGCGCUUCUCGAGCUGCUUUCUGCGCCCUGUUCACCAAAUCGCAAAUUUCCGUCAAAGAUCUGCCUUUGAAGAUGAUCACCGUCGGCCGCCAAUAUUUCCCUGAACCUGAAACCGCCUCUCCUAACCAAACAACAGCGGCCGAAUUGUUCGCAUUAGUUGAAAACAGCCGAGAGAAGGAGUAUGACGUCUACCUGGACAUUUUGGAGGAUGUCAAGAAAUUGUACAACUCUCUCUUAGUGGGGUACCGAUUCGUUAGCUUGAGUGGAAGUGAACUGAAGAGCUGGGAGUCGCUGUCCACAGCAAUAGAAAUUUAUUCCGAGCGCAGGAAGGAGUUUGUCCGAGUUGGGUUUGUGUCUUUGUGUGGAUCUUUCAUCAGCGAAAGACUGCUGAUGAAGUACAAGCAAGACAAGACAAGUGACUUCCCGAACAUCAUCACCGGCACUGUGAUGGAUUUUGAAAAAGUGGAAUCUUGUUUUCUGUAGCAGCCGUAUUAAAUAAUUAGCUCAAGAUUAAA
Neocloeon triangulifer is the source of this 1304-nucleotide messenger RNA. RefSeq names its product serine--tRNA synthetase-like protein Slimp (gene Slimp). The transcript has a single exon. Gene Ontology annotation, biological process: seryl-tRNA aminoacylation. The record is from RefSeq and is a predicted model, not a curated record. Lineage: Eukaryota; Metazoa; Arthropoda; Insecta; Ephemeroptera; Baetidae. Gene Ontology annotation, molecular function: tRNA binding; ATP binding; serine-tRNA ligase activity. Gene Ontology annotation, cellular component: mitochondrion. The coding region runs from base 1 to 1272 and encodes 423 amino acids.